AUGACUGUCGAUUCAAGCAAGACUGUUGUGCUCGUGACGGGUGCCAACCGAGGCAUCGGAUUUGAAAUUGUGAAGGCCCUUCUGAAAGCUACACCAUCGCAGUCUGGCAAAGAUGGCGCACCCUACCACGUCUACCUCGGUGCAAGAGAUGUCGAGAAGGGCAAGAAGGCAGUAGCGUCGGUAGAAGCCGAACACAACAACUCGGUCUCCGUCUUGCAGAUUGACACGAAUUCAGCCGACUCGAUAGCCUCCGCUGUUUCAGCAGUCAAGGAUGAGGUUGGCCGUGUUGAUGUUCUCGUCAACAACGUGGGCAUCAUUUCCGAAGAGCCUGACCGCAUUGCCAACCUGCGGCUCUGCCUCGAGACAAACGUCGUCUCGGCAUUUGCUGUGAGCGAGGCUUUCAAGCCAGUACUGCUUGUGCAGCCGCAGAGCAAGAAGGCGAAGCGCAUCAUCAACGUGACUAGCGAUCUCGGCUCCGUCACUUGGCGUUACGAUCCCAACAGCAAGUACUACCAGAUUCCGAACUCGGAGUACCGAAUCAGCAAGGGGGCUAUGAACAUGCUCACAGCCUGCCAGUCGUUCGAGCUUAAGGAGCAUGAUGUCAAGGUCUUCGCCUUCAACCCCGGGUACACUAUUACUGAGCUGUCUGGCCCCGUUGAGGUGCGUCGCCAACAUGGAGCUUGGGAAGCUGAUGUUCCGGCCAAAGGGUGCGUGAAGGUUAUUGCCGGCGAAAGGGACAAUGAAGUUGGAAAUAUGGUCGAAGUAGAGGGAACUGUGCCGUGGUGA
Messenger RNA from Neoarthrinium moseri, 786 nucleotides. RefSeq lists its product as uncharacterized. Lineage: Eukaryota; Fungi; Ascomycota; Sordariomycetes; Amphisphaeriales; Apiosporaceae. The coding region runs from base 1 to 786 and encodes 261 amino acids. The record is from RefSeq and is a predicted model, not a curated record. The transcript has 2 exons.